This is a messenger RNA of Punica granatum (pomegranate), 513 nucleotides long. The record is from RefSeq and is a predicted model, not a curated record. Lineage: Eukaryota; Viridiplantae; Streptophyta; Magnoliopsida; Myrtales; Lythraceae.
AUGGCAUCUUAUCGGUUCAUAGCCAGUGCCCUAGCAUUAGUUCUUGCCCUGAGCAUCAAUGGGGGCUUAGCAGCUCGUCACCUGCUCGACACGACACCGCCACCAGCUCCGGCCCUGCCUACCAUUCCCAACCUGCCGACAGCUACCCUGCCACCGCUUCCCUCAAUGCCAAACCUGCCUAAGCCGGCUGCACUGCCGCCUCUCCCCGUCACUGCCCCAACGCUGCCUACUGCCACCCAACCGUCUCUUCCUAAGCCCGGUUCUCUACCCCCGCUCCCUAGCCUACCUACGACCAUGCCCAACCUCCCGAAGGCUACCAUGCCACCACCACUCCCCAGCCUGCAGCAGCCCACCAUCCCUAAGGCCGCAUUGCCGCCACUCCCCAACAUGCCUAACACCAUGCCAGUCGUACCAAAGGCCACUCUGCCGCCUCUCCCAAGCAUGCCAUCGAUCCCGGCCACCAUGCCAUCGAUCCCAUUCCUGUCUCCCCCACCGGCAACCUCGAGUCCUUGA